AUGUCAACAACACAUGCCUCCACUACGGACGUAACCAUAGACGAAGAGGAUAUGCCUCUCUUGUUUAUGGAUGACUUGCCAUCCAACUUUCAACAAAGCGCGCAGCUUGCGGCCGUUGCGACAUUCAUGGCCGACAGUGACGACGACGACGGUUGCGAUGAUGCAUAUAAAUCCGGUUACACCAGCAAACACCGUCACGGUCAACAAGUGAAGCAUAUGAGAAAAAGCAGGCAGCACGAACCCUACGAUAAACCAGUUAAGAACGACAAGAAGAGCGAAAGUAGAAGAAAGGCGCGAAAAGCUAAUACAAUGGACACAAAGGAGCUACAGCUGUUUCUGUCCAUGUUCCAUAUCAGCUCGAAAUAG
Messenger RNA from Plasmopara halstedii, 366 nucleotides. RefSeq lists its product as uncharacterized. Lineage: Eukaryota; Oomycota; Peronosporomycetes; Peronosporales; Peronosporaceae. The record is from RefSeq and is a predicted model, not a curated record. The transcript has a single exon. Bases 1 to 366 code for a protein of 121 amino acids.